This is a messenger RNA of Dipodomys ordii (Ord's kangaroo rat), 936 nucleotides long. Its product is annotated as taste receptor type 2 member 125-like. Gene Ontology annotation, biological process: G protein-coupled receptor signaling pathway; sensory perception of taste; detection of chemical stimulus involved in sensory perception of bitter taste. The transcript has a single exon. Gene Ontology annotation, cellular component: membrane. Gene Ontology annotation, molecular function: bitter taste receptor activity; G protein-coupled receptor activity. The coding region runs from base 1 to 936 and encodes 311 amino acids. NCBI's taxonomy places the organism in Eukaryota, Metazoa, Chordata, Mammalia, Rodentia, Heteromyidae. The record is from RefSeq and is a predicted model, not a curated record.
AUGGGUCCUGUCCCGCAAGGCGUCUUCUUGGUCGUCGUAGGUCUGCUGUUCAUCGCUGGAAAUUUGGGAAAUGGAUUCAUAGCCCUGGUGAACUGCAGGAACUGGGCCAGGAGGAGGAAGAUGUCUUCCAUCGACCUCAUCCUCACCGCGCUGGCGGUCUCCAGGAUUGGCUUGCUUCUCUCUUCCUGUACCAGUAUGCUGACGGCAUCACUGAACCCAGAGUUGUGGAAGACGGCGAACAUGUUAAAGAUGAUUUUUUUAACCUGGAUGGUGACCAACCACUUCAGCAUCUGGCUCGCCACGAGCCUCAGCGUCUUCUAUUUUUUCAAGAUAGCCAACUUUUCCAACUCCGUUUUCCUUUAUCUCAAGUGGAGAGUUAGCAAAGUGGUUUUCUGGAUGAUCCUGGGGUCUCUGGUCAUCUUGUUCAUCAGUGGUUUUCUGAUAAACACAGCCGUCAGUGUGUGGUUCGUGGAGUUCCGAAAUACCUCUUGUAUUUUCAGCUCAGAGACGUCACUGCAGUUUUCCAUGCAUUUUCUCAUCCGCAUCAACCUUUUCCUUUGCAUCCCGUUCCCCGUGUCCCUGGCGGCCUUCAUCCUGCUCAUCUUCUCCCUGUGGAGACACCACAAGAGGAUGCGGCCCCGUGGCCCAGGACCCAGGGAUGCCAGCUUGGCGGCCCACGUCCGAGCCCUGCAAAUGGUGAUCACCUUCCUCCUCCUGUAUUCCAUCUUCUUUCUUUUUCUCAUCAUACAGAUUUGGAACCAUGCAACCCUGGAGAACACUCAUGUCAUUUGGCUUUCUGAGGUGCUGCUCAUGGUCUUUCCUUCAUUCCACUCCUACACCUUAAUCCUGGCAAACAGCGAGCUGAGACAGGCCUGGCUGUGCUGCUGUGGCCGAGGGGCUAGAGGCUCGACACCCCAGGGCCGAGGGACCAGCUAA